This is a messenger RNA of Sinocyclocheilus rhinocerous, 2091 nucleotides long. Its product is annotated as VPS10 domain-containing receptor SorCS2-like. The record is from RefSeq and is a predicted model, not a curated record. The coding region runs from base 1 to 2091 and encodes 696 amino acids. Gene Ontology annotation, cellular component: membrane. The transcript is spliced from 17 exons. Lineage: Eukaryota; Metazoa; Chordata; Actinopteri; Cypriniformes; Cyprinidae.
AUGGUGACAAACUCCCCCGUCCUGACCCAGUCAUUGCCACAGCGCCCGGCUGAUGUGCAAAUUGUGAGUACAGACGAGAAUCAGGUAUUCCUGGCUCUGCAGGAGUGGUAUCAAACAGACAUGUACAACCUCUACCAGUCAGAUCCACAAGGAGUCUAUUACUCCAUUGUGUUGGAGAACGUCCGCAGCACCAAGCAGCCUGAAGAGAAUGUCCUCAUCGACAUCCUAGAGGUUCGUGGCAUCAAGGGCGUAUUCUUAGCCAAUCAAAAAAUAGAUGGAAAAGUGAUGACUCUCAUUACCUACAACAAAGGCAGAGACUGGGAACCACUGGCUCCUCCCACAACUGAAAUGAAUGGCAAACCUGUCAGCUGCAAGCAGCCUGACUGUCACCUCCAUCUCCACCUGCGCUGGGCUGACAACCCUUACGUAUCUGGAACGGUCCACACUAAAGAUUCUGCCCCAGGUCUCAUAAUGGGUGCAGGUAACCUCGGGUCUCAGCUGGUUGAAUAUAAAGAGGAGAUGUACAUCACCUCAGACUGUGGCAAGACCUGGAGACAGGAUGUGCAAAUUGUGAGUACAGACGAGAAUCAGGUAUUCCUGGCUCUGCAGGAGUGGUAUCAAACAGACAUGUACAACCUCUACCAGUCAGAUCCACAAGGAGUCUAUUACUCCAUUGUGUUGGAGAACGUCCGCAGCACCAAGCAGCCUGAAGAGAAUGUCCUCAUCGACAUCCUAGAGGUUCGUGGCAUCAAGGGCGUAUUCUUAGCCAAUCAAAAAAUAGAUGGAAAAGUGAUGACUCUCAUUACCUACAACAAAGGCAGAGACUGGGAACCACUGGCUCCUCCCACAACUGAAAUGAAUGGCAAACCUGUCAGCUGCAAGCAGCCUGACUGUCACCUCCAUCUCCACCUGCGCUGGGCUGACAACCCUUACGUAUCUGGAACGGUCCACACUAAAGAUUCUGCCCCAGGUCUCAUAAUGGGUGCAGGUAACCUCGGGUCUCAGCUGGUUGAAUAUAAAGAGGAGAUGUACAUCACCUCAGACUGUGGCAAGACCUGGAGACAGGUUUUUGAAGAAGAGCAUCACAUUCUUUAUCUGGAUCAUGGCGGUGUCAUUGUGGCCAUCAAGGACACCUCAAUCCCUUUAAAAAUACUCAAGUUCAGCACAGAUGAAGGACGAACAUGGAGCAUCCACAACUUCACCAGCACUUCUGUAUUUGUGGAUGGACUUUUGAGCGAACCUGGAGAUGAGACGCUGGUUAUGACGGUAUUUGGCCACAUAAGUUACCGUUCGGAUUGGGAGCUGGUGAAGGUGGAUUUCCGACAGUCAUUUCCCAGGCAGUGCACAGAAGCUGAUUAUGACUCCUGGAAACUCACUGACCUACAGGGAGAGAAAUGCAUCAUGGGCCAGGAGCGAAUGUACAGGAGGAGGAAAGAGUCAUCGUUCUGCAUUAAAGGGAAGAGCUAUACUUCAGCUUUAACAGCUAAACCUUGCCAGUGCACAGAGAAAGACUUUGCCUGUGACUACGGCUUUGAGCGUGCUCCCAGCCUCCGGUUAGAGGGGGAUCGCUGUUAUCCUGACUUCUGGCAUGAUCCUGACGCUCCACCUGAAAACUGCCACUUAGGACACAGCUACAAGUCCAGCACAGGUUACCGGAAGGUCAUCACUAAUGUUUGUGAGGGUGGCUUGAAUAAAGAACAGAGCGCGAAGCAGCAUUCCUGCCCUCUGCUGCCCCCUAGAGGUCUGCAGCUGGGCAUCAAAGGACAGAUGCUGGCUGUGGCACCUGGUGAUGACAUCACUUUUAUAGUCCAUCAGGAACAGGGGGACACCACCAGCACCAGAUAUCAGGUGGAUUUAAUUGAUGGCGUCAGGGCUAUAUAUGAAAACCUGACUGUCACAGAUGAACCCAUUCAGCACCGUUAUGAGAAGCCAGGUGUUUACCGUGUCAAUGUGAAGGCUGAAAACUCUGCUGGACAUGACCAAGCCACACUUUACAUCCAGGUCACAGGGUCACAAAUGAUCCGAGAUCUUUAUUUGACAGACUCUGCUUUUAUGAUGAAUUCCGAGGAGUUGAGGCUUAAGUUCAGUUAA